CUCACUGUUGCUCGACAGAGAGGGACAAGAAUGACCCAAAACAAUCUUUGUGUGAUUUAUACUGGUGAUCUCAACUCUAACAAAGACAAUUAUAAACUAAGGAAAUUGACAGCUGAAAAGAUGAGAAGAGACCGUAUCAACAGCAGCAUCGAACAACUGAAGGGGUUGUUAGAAAAAGAGUUCAGCAAGCAGCAGCCCAAUUCCAGAUUAGAGAAAGCUGACGUCCUGGAAAUGACUGUGAACCUUCUGAGACAGCACCAACAAGGCCAGAGUAAAAGAUCCUUGCGGACCAGUUCCCACCAGGAUUUCAGAGAAGGCUAUUCCAGAUGUUUACAAGAGACAAUUGCAUUUGCCUCCGUCCGCAAACCCAGCAUAGAAGCCGAAAUUCAAGUGUUGAAUCACAUCCAGCAAGGCCAAGUUGCAGAUGUACCCCUACCUUCCCUUGAAUUUCCUUCAUCAUGUAAUUUGUAUCAAAAUCGACUAACACAGGACCCUACAAAUCCUCCCUCAUCUCCUUCAUGUCAAUACCUCCAUAAGAAGGACCGUUUCAAUAGCACCAAAGCAUUAUGGAGGCCCUGGUAAAGGUAAAGACACUGUCUAAUAAACAAUUCAGUUCUGAAACCAGAGGAAGAUAUGACUCCAUGAGAUUAUACACCUCCUCUUUAUGUAGGAAACUUGAAUUUCCCUAAAGGCUUACAUUUCUAAAAUGACUGCAGUACUUUGUAACUGUUUCCUUCAUAUUGAAGGCUAUCAAUGCUAGACUUUCCAUUGUGUGAUUCCUUAAACCACUUGUAUUACAGGUAACAUGGGAUAUAUACAAAUUAACCUUUAAGGACAU
Protopterus annectens (West African lungfish) is the source of this 838-nucleotide messenger RNA. Its product is annotated as transcription factor HES-5-like. The coding region runs from base 31 to 582 and encodes 183 amino acids. The record is from RefSeq and is a predicted model, not a curated record. Lineage: Eukaryota; Metazoa; Chordata; Ceratodontiformes; Protopteridae. The transcript is spliced from 3 exons. Gene Ontology annotation, cellular component: nucleus. Gene Ontology annotation, molecular function: RNA polymerase II cis-regulatory region sequence-specific DNA binding; DNA-binding transcription factor activity, RNA polymerase II-specific; protein dimerization activity. Gene Ontology annotation, biological process: anterior/posterior pattern specification; regulation of neurogenesis; regulation of transcription by RNA polymerase II.